GCAGCAACUCCGUGGAGGCAAGUCCAAGAAAGGUGGAGACUCCUGCUCAACUUCCUGCACAAUAAUCUUAAAGCACCACCAAGAGAGAUCUGGGGAGGCUGCUGCUGGGGCAAGGACGAAUGGAUAUACGGAGUACUUGACUUCUUUUACGGCGGUACAUCGGCGAAAAUAACCCACUUUACGGGUGAUUUUAUACAUCUACCUGGCUAGUAGCUAGCUAGCAGAGAAGCUGCUGGAUAAGAGACCCCGACGUUUGGUGGCGAGGCAGUGCGAAGGACAGGAAUGGAGGUUGUGGUUGAGUAUGAGUACGAGGCGCUCCAGGAGGAUGAGCUAACGCUGCGGCUAGGUGACGUGAUUAAGAAUGUGCGCUACAUCGAGGAGGACGGCUGGAUGGAGGGGGAUCUCAACGGGAAGAGGGGCCUCUUCCCAGACAACUUUGUUAAGGAAAUGAAGAAGGACUCCAAAGAGGUCAAGGAGACAAAAAAUGAACCAAAAGAGGAGCCCAGUGUGCUACAGAAGAGGGAGAGAAGUUCAGGGAAUGUGGCCAACCUGGUUCAGAGGAUGAGCACUAUUGGCAUCCCGACGGGCGGCUUCCAGCCUCAACCUCCUCAGCCUCCAGCAGCAGCAAGGAAACCGAAGAAGAGGCAGUGCAAGGUACUGUUUGAGUAUCAGCCACAGAAUGAAGAUGAAUUGGAGCUCAAAGUGGGAGACAUCUUAGACAUCACAGAAGAGGUGGAAGAGGGUUGGUGGAGCGGCAUGCUCAAUGGCAAAUCAGGACUCUUCCCCUCCAACUUUGUCAAAGAGCUGGAUGCCAUGGGAGAGGACGCAGAUUCAAAUGACACUGCAGCAGAUGAGACUGACGGAAGUGUAGUGGACAGCGUCACCACUCCAACAUCACCACAGCCUGCCUCAGGGAAUGGAGCAAUCGCACAGCCCAAGAAGAUCCGUGGAGUCGGUUUCGGAGAUAUUUUCAGAGAAGGUUCAGUCAAGCUAAAGGUCCGACUACCAAGCCCCGAGUUAGAGGAAAAGAAGGACAAACCAAUCCCAUCAUUACCAUCUGCUGCAAAGCCUGCCCAUCCCAACACAACAGACUUGCAGAAAGGAGACGGAGACGGCAAAUCCAAAGCAAAAGAGUACUGCAAAGUCACCUUUGCUUUCGAGGCUACGAAUGAGGACGAGUUGACUCUGAAAGAGGGAGAGACCAUUCACAUACUGAGCAAGGACACAGGAGAACCCGGCUGGUGGCGAGGGGAGAUUGGAGGCAAAGAAGGCGUCUUCCCUGACAACUUCGUGGUGAUGCUGACUGAAAUAGAGAAAGAGAAGGAGAUUCCCAUGUCGAGGGGGUCAGUGAAGGCCUCCCCGAAGCAGGACACAGAGGAGAAACCGAGGAAACCCCCUCCGCCAUCAAAAAGCAUCGGGCCCAAGCCAGAGGUUCCCAGCGCAGACAAGAAGCCUCAUCCCAUCAGGCCAGAGGACAAAGUUGACAAACCCACACCAGAUCACAAACCCAAGCCUGCAGCACCGGUGGUUCCGCCCAAGAAGCCUGUGCCCCCUCCAGGGAAAGGCAGACCGGGAAGCCUUCCACCGAAGAGGCCCGACAAGCCCCUCACUCCUUCAUCAAACCUAAAGCACAAUGGAGAGGUGCCUUCCAUACGACCAAAGUCCGACUUUGAGCCAUUACCACCCACCAAACCCAAAACCCUCUCUGGGGACUGGGGGGAGAAGUCCUCAGAUACAGAUCUGAUGAGUUUUGAUGACUUGUCGUCUACCUCAGAGAAGCUAUCUCACCCCACUGCUAACAGACCAAAGAUGCCUGGUAGGAGACUGCCCGCCCAGUUUGGUGGAGGACAUUCGCCUAACAAAGAACUGAGUGUGGAGAAAUCCUUCAAGGCUGAAGAAGAGGAUGGAGCCAAACCAAAGCUAUCAGAAACCAGAAAGCCUUCGGCAAACACCAUAUCCCAAUCAUCACCACUCUUCAAGACCAGCGUUCCCAGCACAGAGACAAAGCCCACCCCCACAGCCCCAACGUCCGGCUUAGAUGCCAUCCCCCAGAGCAGCAGGGGUCAGACAGUGGAGUCCGAUGAUACAAGUGCCCAGCUAGAUGAGCUGAGGAGCCAGAUGAAGGAGCUGCUGCUGUCCGUGGAGCUGCUCAAAGUCCAGCAAAUGAAAGAAAUAGCUGAGCUGCGAGGAGAGCUGGAUGAGGAGAGGCUAAAGCGUGUGGCGCUGCAGAUGGAGAUCGAGAAGCUGAAGCGGAACGUCCACUCGACGUGAAGACGCCGCUCCAAUCAACAGCAAGCCUCAAGGUCAGCCGCCAGCCCGUCGACCAACACCCAGGGAGCUGGAGGGGGGUGACGGACAGACGGACAGACACAUAGUUGAGACCGAGAGAGGAAGGGGGGCGGGACUCGGACCGAACCACCUCGAGCACAGUCCUUUUCAGUGAUCUGCAGAAAUAAACUCUCCCUGUAUUUGUAAGAUUUACAUUUUGCACAUAUAAUUUUUUUCAAGCUAGAUGUAAUUAAAUUACAGAUGUAUAUGUUUCUUUUUUUUUUUUUUGCCAACACACACAAAAACAAACAAACAAAUGGAGGCCUUACUUCAGACUACUGCGCUGGACUCUCCCCUUCACUCAUACUACUGACUGUAUAAAACAGGGGGCGCUUGUUUCCUCCACCUGGUUUUCUUUCCGAUUCUUUUCUUUCUUUCUUUCUUUCUUUCUUUCUUUCUUUCUUUCUUUCUUUCUUUUUAAGAUGCACUCAGUUGAUUUUAAGAAUGACAAACUGAUUUCAGUUAACAUCCUCACAGUGUUUUUCUUUGAGGCCUGGCAGCAGUACUCGACUCCACAGCUACAGCACUUCAGAGAGAGCUCUGCUUUAAUGUUACUUUGUCUUUUUUUGUUUUUUUGUUUUUUUAAAUAUGUUUUCUAGGAUUCCUAUCCAGGGUAACACUACUGUGCCUGUUUAAAAAAUAUAUAACAAGAAAAAAAAUCAAACAAAAAUCUAUUAAGUGUUUGUAAUGGGAGCUUAUAUUUACCAAGAUGGUGUCUGGAAACUCUCAGCAUGAUAUUGUAUAUCUCUAUUUUUUAAGUCUACUGACAACGCCUUGUGGAAUUCUAUAUUGAGGGCCUCUUCUAUGCUGGUCUCUUCUAUUUUUGUCAGACUGUUUCAGCUACUGGGAAUGUUCUCAGAAGUUUAGCCACAAUUCACACACGACAAGUAAAAACUCCUAUCAGUGAAAAGUGCAGCCCCAGUAUGAUCAUCUCUGCAUUGUUGUCUGUCUUGUCUCAAUCAGGUCAUCAUCUCUAUAACCUCAUGAUCCCAUUUUACCUCUCGUCUCCCUAUUUUUUCUUUCUUUUUUUUUCUCCGUUUGAGUUGAAAUUUUUUUAAGUCAUUAAUCUGCUUUGUAUUUCUGCUCAGUCAUGUCAUGCACUCAGUCUGUUCUCUAUGUUUUGUGUCUCUCAUGUCCACAUUUCUUCCUACAUUCCGCAGUUCAUCGUAACUGGAAGCACUGGAAUCAUACAAAAAAACAGUACCAAACUCAUCUUCUUCAUUCUUAAGAGUGUUAAAGCCCCUGGGUGUUUGUGGGAUUCUGACAACUCUCAAAUUAGAGCAGCAGUGAUUCAUCAAUGAGUGGGGUUAUUAUGGAUGAAAACUUGCAGUGCAAAAAAUUAAUUUGUUGACAGAAAAGAGUUUAACGAAGUGAAAACUAGAUAAAAGCUGUAAAAUAGACAAUGCAGCACAAACUAAAAUUUAAAAUUUUAGUACAAAUCUCAGUUUUUGGUUUUCCGAUGAAAGUUUGGGAAGUUGCUAAACUCGACAUAAACUACACUUGCCUUUAAAAUAAAAAAUGUCUUUUCCACGUGUAAAAACUAAACAAAAAUAUAUCAAAUAAAUAUAUAAUUUUCUAAUUGAAGCUUCUUAAAUGUUGAUAUUUUCUGGUGUCUUCAUCUCUGACGGUAAACUUUCUUUGGUUUGUGAAUCAAACAAGACAUUCAACGCCAACUUUAGGCUUUCGCAACCACUCAUUGAAAUCUUUCACCAUUUAUGAAAUCAAUCAGUUAUUAAUUAUCAAUAAUCAUCUGUUACAACUGUACUUCAAAUUAAAAGCAGUGAUUGUAAAUAAGAUUUGCAUAAAUGGGAGCAUCAUUUUAGCUGUAUUGGUAGCCUGCCUCUUGGUUCCAAAUGAAAUGAAAUGUACAGACAUGAAUUGUCAGAGGAGAAGUCACACCAGCUCUGCCUUAUCUUGGUCAUUGGGAAUUUGGAAGCCUUUUGUGACUUGCAGAAAUUAUGGAAACCCCAUUAACCUUUCCUAUCUUCUUUGGAACAAUAUUAGCGUAUAGCUGGUACCUAGGCUGUAAACCACAGACUGUAAAUAAAGAUGAUGUGUCACUUCUCUGUAAAUGUGAAGCAAAUGUAGAAGCAUCUUGAAGUGUAAUACCACUGAUGGCCACUAGAUGCUGCCUUAUAGACUUUCAUUGAACUUGUGUCUAGAAAUAUAAAAACAUUUUCCAUCAUCAUUCUGGUCUAUGAUAAAACCAUAGAGCUGUGAUAGCAGCAUCAUUGACAGCUCAGCCUGCCUAAUUUCAGAGCUUCUGUCUAUUGAGUAAAAUUAAUUCCAUGUGUUUCUGAGGUACACUGGAACUAUGUAUAUAUAUUUCAAAAGAAAAAAACACGGGAUGCAAAUUUUGCAAAAACAAAAUGUAAUUCCCCAAACUUCUGCCCACAAGUAUAGUAUCAAAAUGUAAAAUGACAGAACAUUUGGUAAAUAAUUGAUUGCAUGUAUACUCUCAAUUGUUAGUUUGACUCUAAGAAUUGAAUACUUAUUGAAUACCAUUCAGGGGGCAGGGUUUUUGACCUACACUGCAGCCAGUCACCAAGGGGAGGUGCAGAUAUUUUGGUUUCACUUUUGCAGAGCUUUCAUUGAUCAUUCUUUAUACACAGUCUAUGGUUUUUUAAUUUUUUAUUGUUAAAAUCUGACACAUCAAUACCUGCAUGUAGUGGUUUAACAUUUAUCUCAAAACGGUUGCCAACUGUACAUUAUUGGGAUUUUAUUGCAAAAAAUCUCUGUGCUGCAGAACAAAUGGUGCACUUCUAGAUACUAAUAUAGAUAAAAUCAGGUUAACUUAAGUCUUGUUACUUAAGUUAACUUGGAAACGUACCUAACAUAAAUUUUCUGUUCAGGGCUACAAAAAUGUACAUUGCAGCUGUAGUCUUACUGAUGCAUUGUGGGAUUUGAGCUCAUCUGUUUCUUAGCCUACAGCUCUGAGCUCAGUGUAGUCUGUUGUUUCUCUGUGAACAGUUACCGACCAGCACAACUACUAAAUACACCCCCUCUGGCCAUAAUAUGUCAGAGGAAUGUGUUUUGGCUCAAAUAUUUGCCCCCAGAUUUGUGGCAGGUUUCAUUUCCAUCGGUGCAGGUUAUGUCGAAGCUUCAGAAAAGUCUUUCCUACAAUUGUGUCACAUAAAUGCAGAUUCAUAUUAGUCCUUGUUUGUUUUUUUAUGUUAAAUAUCUUGAUUCAUAUCUCAUAAAUGUCUUAAAGGGGUUACAUCCAAGUCUUUGUCAUCCUCAGGCUUCAUUCCUUGUGUGUGCAUGCCUUGUAUGCAUUGUAAGUACAGCAAUGUCCAUAUUAAUGUUAAUGUUGGACCUUAACACGCAUGUCGUCGCCUGACAUGAAACAAACAGCGUUUUCCUCCACAGCUCUUUAAAAGGACACCCGGGCAAUGAAAUAAUCACAUUGUGGUGUUAAAGAGGGGCCAGGGAGUCUUGUGACAUCUCCUGUUGUAAUCUGUAACACGGCUUUACUUCCACAUGUUGUACAUUCUGUAGUUUGACACCAAGAAAAGAAGAAAUCUGAGCACAUUUAUAACAUAUUUUCAAGUGAUUUUGUUUACAAGAGCUGUAUCCUUGCAUGAGCUGAGAUUCUUUCCAAAAAAAAAAGAAUAAAUAUCUUUAUUUACUGUCA
Messenger RNA from Sphaeramia orbicularis (orbiculate cardinalfish), 5962 nucleotides. Its product is annotated as CD2-associated protein. Gene Ontology annotation, molecular function: protein binding. The transcript is spliced from 19 exons. Gene Ontology annotation, biological process: cell migration; actin filament organization. Lineage: Eukaryota; Metazoa; Chordata; Actinopteri; Kurtiformes; Apogonidae. The record is from RefSeq and is a predicted model, not a curated record. The coding region runs from base 283 to 2271 and encodes 662 amino acids.